CCCAUUUGUUCCUUGCUUUCCAGUUCUCAUUCCAAAGAAUUUAUCUUGGCUUUCUGUAAAUUCUUUUGUUUCCCCUUUUCUUCCACUUGACUUCUGUCUUUUUCCUCUAUAGAUUUCUUAGCUGGACCUACAUAGAUGGGUGUAUAUCUCAGCACUCCCAAAACUGAAAAACUCACAGAAGAUGGUGAGAAUAGUAGGGUUAGAUAUGGUCUAGCAUCCAUGCAAGGAUGGCGUGCAACUAUGGAAGAUGCUCAUGCUGCAUAUCCUGAUCUCGAUGCUUCUACUUCGUUCUUUGGUGUAUAUGACGGUCAUGGAGGUAAGGUGGUUGCCAAGUUCUGUGCCAAAUAUCUUCAUCAGCAGGUUCUCAAGAAUGAAGCAUUUGCAGCUGGGGACCUAAGAACAUCAGUUCAGAGAGCAUUUUUAAGAAUGGAUGAGAUGAUGCGUGGACAAAGAGGAUGGAGAGAAUUAGCCAUUUUGGGGGAUAAAUUCAACAAGUUUACUGGCAUGAUAGAAGGACUGAUAUGGUCUCCUAGGAGUGGUAACGGUAAUUACCAAGUUGAUAAUUGGGCUUUUGAGGAGGGCCCUCACUCUGACUUUUCUGGACCAACAUCUGGGAGCACAGCCUGUGUUGCGGUUCUAAGAAACAACCAACUUGUUGUUGCCAAUGCUGGUGAUUCUCGUUGUGUAAUAUCUAGAAACGGUCAGGCAUACAAUCUCUCUAGAGAUCACAAACCUGAUCUUGAGGUAGAGAAAGAAAGGAUUUUAAAAGCUGGUGGUUUUAUACAUGCAGGACGUAUCAAUGGCUGUUUGAAUCUUUCAAGAGCUAUAGGUGACAUUGAGUUCAAGCAGAAUAAGUUUUUACCUGCUGAAAAGCAAAUUGUAACUGCAAAUCCUGAUGUUAACACCGUUGAGAUAUGUGAUGAUGAUGACUUCCUUGUGCUGGCAUGUGACGGAAUUUGGGAUUGCAUGUCAAGUCAGAAGCUAGUAGAUUUUAUCCGCGAACAGCUAUGUUCCGAAAGCAAGCUUUCUACUGUUUGUGAGAGGGUGCUCGACAAGUGUUUAGCACCAUCGACAGCCACCGGUGAGGGAUGCGACAAUAUGACCAUGAUCCUGGUGCAGUUCAAGAAACCUGUCAUGUCUGCCUCAUCUUCAGAGGAGCAAUCUUCCCAUUCCAAACCAAUCGACUCCGAAUCAAAGCUAGAAGCAAGUCGGGAUUAGUAGCAAUGACCAUUGUUGGGAUCAAAGAAACUGUUUGUUUUCUCGAGUAUUCUGAUAUGCAUAUGUAGAUGGCUUAAAGCAGGAAUUGAGUUGAUAGCACAUUAAGAAAGAAUGUAUGUCCUUUUUGUUUCU
Hibiscus syriacus is the source of this 1350-nucleotide messenger RNA. Its product is annotated as probable protein phosphatase 2C 60. The transcript is spliced from 11 exons. Bases 136 to 1218 code for a protein of 360 amino acids. The record is from RefSeq and is a predicted model, not a curated record. NCBI's taxonomy places the organism in Eukaryota, Viridiplantae, Streptophyta, Magnoliopsida, Malvales, Malvaceae. Gene Ontology annotation, molecular function: cation binding; protein serine/threonine phosphatase activity. Gene Ontology annotation, biological process: protein dephosphorylation.